Orbicella faveolata is the source of this 943-nucleotide messenger RNA. Its product is annotated as chymotrypsinogen B-like. Gene Ontology annotation, biological process: proteolysis. NCBI's taxonomy places the organism in Eukaryota, Metazoa, Cnidaria, Anthozoa, Scleractinia, Merulinidae. Gene Ontology annotation, molecular function: serine-type endopeptidase activity. The record is from RefSeq and is a predicted model, not a curated record.
CUUUUCUUUUUAACUGAAACAGCUGCAUGUGGAAAGCGUGUCGCUCAGUCGUCCCGCGUGGUAAACGGUGAAGAAGCCACACCCAAUUCAUGGCCGUGGCAGAUUUCUCUCCGCUACAGAGAUUACCCAGACGACGGUUCUUACGGUCACGUCUGUGGCGGAUCACUAAUUGAGAAGGACUGGGUUUUGACAGCAGCUCAUUGUGUGGAAUAUGAUCCCUAUCCUACUGCAUUCAAAGUCACUGUUGCGGAAGUAUUGCAACAAGCAGUGCUUCCAGUGGCGGAUCACAAAACAUGCCGUGAAAAAAUGAAAGUCGUGAGAAAGGUUCACAAAGGUCCUAUGUUGUGUGCUGGAGGCCAGGGCAAAGGAGGUUGUCAGGGAGAUAGCGGAGGACCUCUUGUUUGUGAAGAAAAUGGCAAGUGGGUUUUGCGAGGUGUAGUCAGUUGGGGAAAUGACAUGUGUAUCACGGAGUAUUUCACUGUGUUUGCUCGUGUCUCCCACUACUUGAAGUGGAUAGAGACAAACAAGAUGUCCUGAUGGAUGAAAAAACAUAACAGAGAUCUUCCCGUCAGGAGAUUUCAGAACCACCUGGUUUAGAGCUAGAACCUAGAAUGACCUAGAAGACAACAAAAGGAGAAAUAGCAGGGGAGACAUUAUUUUGGGGAUCUCUAAAUUAUCUGACGAGAGGAAAAGAAAUCAGCUUAAAUUGAAUAAACUGGGUUAUUGUCAAUAAUGUUGUCAGUUGUAUUAUUUUUGCGUUGUUCGUUUCGACAUCUAUUGCGCGGGGAUGAUGUAUGAGGCCAUGGGGGAAUGAAUUUGUGAGCGUUAGCCCAGUGCUCGAUCAAGCCAUUAUUUACCAAGCGAGUGAUACAUUGCUUUUCAAGAGCCGUUAUGUUUAAAGUGUGUUCCGUUUGUUGCCAUAAUAAAGCGCGCCCUGAUUGGC